Penicillium odoratum is the source of this 1644-nucleotide messenger RNA. RefSeq names its product transferase family protein. Gene Ontology annotation, molecular function: acyltransferase activity, transferring groups other than amino-acyl groups. The transcript has a single exon. The coding region runs from base 1 to 1644 and encodes 547 amino acids. Lineage: Eukaryota; Fungi; Ascomycota; Eurotiomycetes; Eurotiales; Aspergillaceae. The record is from RefSeq and is a predicted model, not a curated record.
AUGAGUUCUAUCCAGGUUGACCGAAUCAUGUCGGAGAGGCUGUUCCCGAAAACCAAGCCAACGGAAGAUGCUGUAGCAUUGUCCUUAAUCGAUGCAACAACAGUGGGAUUCUCGGCAUGUUCUGCGAUUUGGUUCUGUGACAAAUCUAACAGACAACAAGAUGGUUUCGACUUGACAGACCACUUUCGCCAAUCGCUUAAAUUCGCUCUUGACGCCUAUCCCCAAUGGACUGGUCAUCUUAAGAGCAUCGCUUCUCUGGUUUCGUCUGAAUUGCCAGUGGAGUCUGCGAAGUUUGCCCAGCAUGCACGUCGAUAUGGCCGAGUCUAUGUUCACUACGGCACAUCUACAGAUCCCGGUGUGGAGUUCGUCACUGCUCAGAGCACGGCUACCCUUGAGAUGUUAUGUCCAGCUUCAAGACCGGCAGAACAGCCGAUUUACAACCGCCAGGCUGUUCCCCUCAAUGAUCUGGUUCCCUCCGUUUUGAUCGCCAAUGCUGUGCGACCAAAGUCUGUCGAUGAAGCCGGUGUGCUUCUACCCCUGAUGGCCGUUCAGCUCACUCAAUUGGCUUGCGGUGGCUUUGCACUAUCAGCUAAAAUCAGCCACCCACUAGCCGACAUUUCAUCUCUAGUCCAUUUCGUCAAGGACUGGGCGGCCAUCAGUCGCUGGAUUCUUUCCGGCUCAACUGGACCUGCCCCGCUGCUGAAACCUAUCUUCGAGCCAGGCCAACUAGACUCUAUGGCUGCUCCAGAUAUCAAUGCGGAAUCUCCGAAUCCCAAAUUUCUCAAACAGGCCGCAGCCCUCCCUUUGCAUCGCUAUGACUGGUGGAUCUCAACAGCCGGGUGUCCCUGGGGAGCUACUAUCCCCGAGAAAUUCAACUCUCAGGAGAUUCAUCCGGUCGGCACCGCCAUGCCCUGGGCUGAAUGGGAUUCCAAAGCCCACGUCUCUCAUUAUGUGAUUCAUCUGACGUACGAACAAGUUGAGACAAUAUGGAAAGCCGCUAUCCAGGGAAGUCCGCACGAAAGCGGUGCUCUUCGAAUCAGCCGCCAUGAUACCAUCCUAGCGCAUAUCUGGUCCUGCAUUGCCCGAGCGCGUAACCAAAAUGAAGACUCGGGCCCAAUACACUGCGAUCUCACCCUCGGGCUACGACCCGCCCUUCACCUCGAAGAGCGCUUCGUGGGAUCUCCUAAUAUGAUGGUGAAUGUCGAAAUGUCUGGAACCCAGCUUGCAUCUCUCAAGAUCCCGGCAGACGAACGGACACGGGCGAUUUCUCAAAGCAUUCGCGGGACUAUUAACCAACUGACUCGGCCAGCUGCUAUUGCUGCGCACCUGCAUAGCGUGGCAUUUGAGACGUGUCCGCAGAGGAUUUGGCAGGCUUUCCUUGGGUCACGCCAUCUUCUUGUUACGAGCUGGGCUCGGGCGGGUGUUUAUGAAGUAGAUUUUGGACUGAGUGAGUCUAUGAUCCGCUAUGCUGAGGGGGUGAUAGCGGAUUUGGAUGGAUGUGUUCUUAUCAAGGAGGCGCCACCUACUCAGAAUAGAGACGGCUCGGAUGGAAGCUGGACUGAUAAUGGGGUUGAUGUGUCAAUUCACCUCCGCGAGGAGGAUAUGGAGCGGUUGAUAAAGGAUCCGCUACUUCUUCCGCAGUGA